ACCACAAAACUUUUUCCAACAACAAUUAACCGUGGCAAUAUCCAAAGUGUGCUCUCUCAACGGAAUAUAGCAUAGGUAUUCCUUAGGAACAUUUUUGACGAGCAAAACAUAAAUAUUUUUGCGAUAGUAAAAACCACAAUUUGUUUACACACGCUGUUACACAUUAAAUAUAUACACAACGAAUAAACAGUACGCAUGAUUGGAGAAAACAUAUGAAAAAGUAUACUCCGUUCGGUAAUACAACAACUUGCUGUGGCAUUGAAUUUAAGGCUUCAACAGUUUUCCCCGGGCGCUCGUCGAGAUACAAUAUUGUACAUCUUUUUGCCAGUGGAACAUAAUAGAAAAAGAAGAGAGCAAAAAAAAAUGGAAAAAUUAUGAAAUUGUAUCUUCUUUCCCAUUUUUUAUUCGAUUAUGAAUGUUGACGAACGUGUGAGAAAUUUUAUGUGACCGUGUGUAAAGUGUACAAAAUAUAAUAUUAAAUCAAUUUGGAAAUUUUAUUAGUCGCCAAACAACAUCAGACUAGAUACGAAAGACGACACAGAAUAAAAACACAAUUGGAUUAUUAGCUCAUUCCAUAUUCAACACGUAGAUAUUGGGUCGCACAUCCUUUAUCUCUGGUGUCAUCACAUCAUCACCACAUAUAAGAAAAUCAAUCGACUUUGCAUAGACCUUUGCUCCGACAAGUGAAGAGAGAGCAAAAAAAAGGGAAAAGAAAACGAACCUCUAAAAAAAUAUGAAGGGAAGACAUAAUCUAAGAAGACGGUUUAGCCUUCAGCCUUCUUUUAUGAAGGACGACAGUCCAGAGGACAAACAUAAAAGAGAUAAAGUUCAUCGUCACGACACCGAAGACUCAUUAUCAUCAUCAAAUGUGCGCCAUAAAAUUGUUGUAAUGGGAGCUGCCAGAACGGGAAAAACAUCGUUGAUCACCCAGUUUUUGUAUAGCCGAUUUUCGCCAAAAUAUAAACGCACAGUCGAAGAAAUGCACCAGGGAGCUUUUUCCAUAUCAGGCGUCAAUCUAACAUUGGACAUUCUUGAUACAUCUGGAGCGAAUGAGUUUCCAGCUAUGAGAGCAUUGUCUAUGUCCUCCGCCGAUGCGUUUAUUCUUGUCUAUGACGUUACCGAUUCUUCCACGUUUGAUGAGGCCAGGGUAAUUAGAGAUCAAAUCCAUGAAACGAAGGCUACCACUGCUGUUCCCAUUGUCGUUGUUGGUAAUAAAAUCGAUUUACUGGAAGACAAACCGGAUGCAAGAGAGCUUGAUUUCGAUACCACCGAAUCACUGGUAAACGUUGACUGGGAAAACGGUUUCGUGGAAGCUUCAGCCAAAAACAAUGAGAAUGUAACCCAGAUUUUCAAGGAGCUUCUCGUCCAAGCCAAAAUCACAUACAAUCUAAGUCCUGCAUUAAGACGACGCCGUCGACAAUCAUUACCGCCGAAUCAAGGCGGAGGCUCACCUGCUCCACCAUCUAGCGCACCGCCAUCCACAUCCCAUGUACCAUCAGCCGCUCAGUUGCAACAUCUUCAACAAAUCCAGGAGCGAAGUAUUGGCGGCAAGCGGAAUUCUUGCAUUCUCUCUUAAUAAAUCGAGAAUAGAAUUUCGCUGUGGAUCUGAACGUUUUUAAAGAAAAAAUUAUUUAAAAA
Messenger RNA from Bradysia coprophila, 1638 nucleotides. RefSeq names its product ras-related protein Rap1. Lineage: Eukaryota; Metazoa; Arthropoda; Insecta; Diptera; Sciaridae. Gene Ontology annotation, molecular function: GTPase activity; GTP binding. The record is from RefSeq and is a predicted model, not a curated record.